UUACAUAACCACAAACAACUUUUUAAACGUAUGAAUUUUAUUUAAAUAUUUUUAGGAAUGAUAAGUGAUUGCUUUAUAAUAUUUUUAAUUUUCAUUUCAUUUAGUUCCGCAUUUGAAAAUAACACUUGUUCCAAGCAAAAUGGAGAUUGCAACAUUACAGCACAGAAGAUCAAUAAAUACUCCAAAGAAACUAAUUCAAAAUACCACAAAUAUUUAAAACUAAUAGCUGAGGCUAACGAAAAGUAUGUUCCUUGUGACAAUACGAAAUGCUCCUGUUAUACAUCUGUGAUCAAAAGCGAUCUCGAACCCUUUAAAAAUGGAAUCACUAAAAAGAUGCUGGCAGAUGUACAAUCUAAAGGUACUAAAUAUCAAAUAAUCAAACAUCAACUGUAUCGUGACGAGACUUGCAUGUUCCCUGCUAGAUGCCUCGGCGUUGAGCACUUUCUAAUAGAAUCCCUUCAUAACUUGCCAGACGCCGAGUUCGUUCUUAACACCAGAGAUUGGCCGCAGAUCCACAAAAGACAAGGCACGGCCCUUCCGAUAUUCUCGUUCAGCAAGACGAACGACUAUUUCGACAUCAUGUACCCGGCAUGGGCGUUUUGGGAGGGCGGCCCCGCUAUUAGUUUGUACCCAAGAGGCAUAGGUAGAUGGGACGUUCACAGGAGAACGUUGGGCGCUUUGGGUAACUCCACAGCUUGGUCGGAGAAAAUUCCGAAGGCCUUCUUCAGGGGUUCGAGAACCAGCUCGGAGAGGGACCCGUUGAUUUUGUUGUCUCGGGAUCAUCCGGAGUUAGUCGAUGCUGCGUACACGAAGAACCAAGCUUGGAAAUCCGAUGCUGAUACUCUUCAGGCUCCGCCGGCUAAAGAGGUUUCGUUCGAGGAACAUUGUAAGUACAAAUAUUUGUUUAAUUUUCGAGGGGUCGCGGCGAGUUUUCGCUUCAAGCACAUGUUUCUGUGCAAAUCGUUGGUUUUUCACGUCGGGGACGAAUGGUUGGAGUUUUUCUAUCGGCCUCUCGUGCCCUGGGUGCAUUACAUACCCGUCGAUUCGAAUGCCGAUAAAAAAACCAUUCGAGAGUUGUUGGAAUUUGUGAAAAAUAACGACGAGGUGGUUAGAGAAAUUGCCGAGAACGGUUACAAUUUCAUUUGGAAUAAUCUGAAAAUGGCCGAUGUUAGAUGUUAUUGGAAAAGGUUGAUUAAAAAGUAUGCGAAACUCUUAACUUUCAAACCUACUGUUGAUAAAAAACUUAAAUUGAUAAAGGGCUACUAGUGAUUUUGUAUAAUUCUUUUUAUUAGCAUUCCUUAUAUGUGAUAAUUGACAAUAAUCGAGGGUAAAUAUGACAAUAAUGUUGUAGCUUUAAGUGUUUUUAAUGAUCUGAAUGUAUAAGUAUUUCACUGUUAGGUGUAUAUUGGUGUAAGAAAACUCGCAUAUUGAACUACAAUUUAUUAUUUUUUAUCUUCAAAUUUUUACAAUAAAAUGUAAACACAAAAUAUC
Messenger RNA from Phyllotreta striolata, 1491 nucleotides. The record is from the annotation of a GenBank genome assembly. Lineage: Eukaryota; Metazoa; Arthropoda; Insecta; Coleoptera; Chrysomelidae.